Ruditapes philippinarum (Manila clam) is the source of this 2088-nucleotide messenger RNA. RefSeq names its product cell division cycle protein 20 homolog. Gene Ontology annotation, cellular component: anaphase-promoting complex. NCBI's taxonomy places the organism in Eukaryota, Metazoa, Mollusca, Bivalvia, Venerida, Veneridae. Gene Ontology annotation, molecular function: anaphase-promoting complex binding; ubiquitin ligase activator activity; protein binding. The transcript is spliced from 11 exons. Gene Ontology annotation, biological process: anaphase-promoting complex-dependent catabolic process; positive regulation of anaphase-promoting complex-dependent catabolic process; positive regulation of ubiquitin protein ligase activity. Bases 172 to 1743 code for a protein of 523 amino acids. The record is from RefSeq and is a predicted model, not a curated record.
UCACAACCUGUGGAUUAUUUAGUGAAAUCCGUCAAGCGUAUCAAGUUUGGACUUAACUGUUCACUGGUGACUAGAACACAUACUGAUCAUUGAUGCAAAGCUGUGAAAUAGAGUUUGGGUGAAUUUAAAACAUACUGCUUGAAAAUAAGAAUAAAACAAACAGAAGGAAAGAUGUCACAUUUUACAUUUGACAACAUGAUAGCAGACCUGACCAAACUUGAUGGCUCACUACAGAGUGGACCACCUCAAAGAUGGCGCAAGAAGGCCUCUAGUGGGCUUGAACCUGGAGGCUUGUCACCAAGACUUUCCAACAGAACACCAGGGCUGACUCCAAAUUUACCGGAUUCUGCUAAAAGUGUGAAAACGCCUGGUACUGGCAAAGCUUCAAGUAAAACUGAGGCAGCUCUUGGUGUACCGCCAAACAAGGGUCGCUGGAAAACACCGUCAAAAACACCAAAUAAAGGGGGACAACAAGAUAGGUUUAUACCAAAUAGAGUAACUUCCGACAUGGAUAUGGCUGGUUUCGCCAUUACAUGUGGCGAAGAUGAAGAGAACAUAUCUCCAUCAAAGGUAGAGUACCGGAAACAACUGGGCGAAGCCAUGAAUAUACCGGAAAAUACAAGGAUUUUGUCAUACCAAAAAAACCAACCCAAGCCAGCAGAAGGACACGCAAACAAUCUACAGGUUAUCUACAGCAAGAAGCCUUAUGAAGGGCCUGGACAGGGGUCGUCCAGGGUCAUACCUUCCGUACCCGAGAGAAUCCUUGAUGCCCCGGAACUCCUUGAUGACUACUACUUAAACUUAUUGGACUGGUCAUCAAACAAUCAUUUAUCUGUUGCCCUUGGAAGCUCUGUGUUUAUCUGGAAUGCAAGUAGUGGGAUUAUUGUACAACUGAUGACAAUGGAUGAGCCAGGCCAAUAUAUUUCAGCUGUGAAAUGGAUUGAGGAGGGAUCCAUUAUUGGUGUAGGAACCAGUCAAGGCCAUGUUGAGCUUUGGGAUGUUGCUGUGCAGAAAAGGAUAAGAUCAAUGACAGGCCAUGUUGCCAGAGUUGGCUCCCUUUCUUGGAACUCUCAUAUACUAUCAAGCGGGUCUCGUUCAGGCGUCAUUCAUCACAGUGACGUGAGGGUUGCUGACCACUGUGUGGGCGUAUUGAACAGCCACACCCAGGAUGUAUGCGGACUUUGCUGGUCACCUGAUGGAAAAUUUCUAGCCAGUGGUGGAAAUGAUAACAUACUGAAUAUCUGGAAUAAUCACCUUGGCAAUGAUGUUGCCCCACUGUUGAGUCUCACACACCACCAGGCAGCUGUGAAAGCUCUUUCUUGGUGUCCAUGGCAACCAAAUAUUCUUGCUAGUGGUGGAGGCACUGCUGACAGGCACAUUAGGAUAUGGAAUGUGAACACUGGAAGCAAUUUGUCCUCUGUUGAUGCUAAAUCUCAGGUAUGUGCUAUUUUAUGGUCAAAGGAGUAUAAAGAAUUGAUAUCAGGACAUGGCUUCUCACAAAAUCAGCUGUCCAUCUGGAAAUAUCCAGAUCUCACAAAAGUUACUGAUCUUGAAGGUCAUAAGGCUCGUGUCCUUAACCUAGCAAUGUCACCAGAUAACACUAUGGUUGCAAGUGCUGCUGCUGAUGAAACAAUACGUAUCUGGAAUUGCUUUGCUAGUGAUAAAACUAAGAAGAGUAUUUCUUCAAAACCAGGCAUACAGAAAACGGAACAUGUUCUUCUCAAGGCAUCACAUAUCAGAUAAAACCAGAUUCUGUGGUUCAAACGAUUUAUGUAGAUAAAACAAACAAUGCUUUGUGAAACACAUGAUCAAUAUAGUAUAACAAAAUAGAUAACUGUCUAUUAAAUUUGGACUUAACUGUCAGUGCUAAAAGAAACAUUUGAUUUGGCCAAAUUAAGGGCUUCUCAAAUAUUUUGUUUUAGGAAAAAAGUUGUCAGGACUUCACUAGUGAUUUGAUUUAGUCAAACAUUUCAGUGCUUAGUGAAACAUUUGUUAUGUUCAAAGCUUUAAGUGCUCUGUGACAAACUUGGUUCGAAAUAAGUGCUUUUUUGUAAACAUAUAUCCUCUUAUCUGCCACGGAAUAUUUUA